This is a messenger RNA of Paramacrobiotus metropolitanus, 1354 nucleotides long. RefSeq lists its product as uncharacterized. The transcript is spliced from 2 exons. Bases 332 to 856 code for a protein of 174 amino acids. The record is from RefSeq and is a predicted model, not a curated record. NCBI's taxonomy places the organism in Eukaryota, Metazoa, Tardigrada, Eutardigrada, Parachela, Macrobiotidae.
CCCUCAAAGUACUUAAGGCUUCGUAAAGAAAGAUCAAUACAAAUGUGGGAUUUAAAUUAGUAAUUAAAAAGUUGGACAAGUCACAAGUGGAAGUUCAUUUACCUUUUAACUUUUUUUACCGAUUUUGAAAAGUUUACAUCUUAUAACCAGUAACCACAUAAUACUGUCAGAAUCACAGUGGUAGCAAUAUUUCCGUGGAUUACUAUUCCAAAGAUGGCAAAUUUUUGAUGUGCAGACUGGAUCUGACGACUGCCGCUCAAGACUUAGGGAUUUUUUAUCAGCUGGAAAACUUGGAAACAAAUUUCGCAGAAAGGGGAAAGUAUUCCUUGCAAUGCCUCCACGGACGGACUGCGUUAUCGAUGAGUUGUCGGGACUUUUUUCCCGUCGCCAGCGUAUCGUUCCCAUUCAGAAGUCCAAUUCAGACAUUGAAAAUCAACCCCCACACAAGCGACUGCGUAGAGAUCUUUCCAAUCAUCCCUUGUCGUUGCCCUAUCAAAAUCUGAAGGAACACGUUGCCUCUGCAUUCAAUGCACAACCGCGAUCAUCGUUGAAGCAACCAACACAGCCAGCAGAACAGCAGCAUCUGCGCAUGCCCAGCUAUGUUGACUGCACGACAUGGCCCGGCGUGACGGAAUGGAUGCAGUGUCUGCAGCUGACAGAAGCAUCCAGUGACAUCCAGGAGAGUCUACUAUGCAAUCGCAUCGAGGCAGCCUGGGAUAAAGUAGUGCGACGCUCGCUGCUCUUCAUGGAAUCCAAGCUGUUUCCGUUUUUCGACCGUUUCAUGACGGCAGCCAUGGCGGAAAGGAACGAUCCCAAAGCCGAAAACAGUGGUGAUGGCAUUUAUGGGAUUGAGUAGUGUACUGCAUGGGAUUGAAGUGAAAAUUCGCGAGUUGUUCUCCGUCAGUGAGGUGCUUCCAGCGGAACACGUGGAAUAUUCCGUGUCCGAUCUUCUGGAGGAGAUUGAUCUGGGUUUUGUCGAGCCUGUUUUGUAUGCCGCAUUUUCUAACCCCAACACACCUGACUCGGCUGGAUGCCUGUUCACUCCCAAUGUCGGGCGCCUCAGUCAGGCUAAUAAACGAACGAGAGGAGGAGAAUGGGAUACGACUUUUCGUCGUUCGUUAUUGUCAGCCGAUCACACUGUGGAUCACAAUGAGCCAACGCCCAGCGAAAUCUUUCAUACUGCGCACGACGUCACCUCGGAUAUCACGACGGAUCAAGGCAUUAUGGUUUUGGAUAGGGAUCUAUUCUGUCCGGAUGGAAUGAUUUCCGAAGAAGUGGUAUUUCACAUGCUCGUCAACCAAGUGCAGAAGCAUUUUGGCGACUGUCUGGAGCAGUUACGGCGCUGGAUCGCUAU